This is a messenger RNA of Helobdella robusta, 663 nucleotides long. RefSeq lists its product as hypothetical. Gene Ontology annotation, biological process: protein phosphorylation; cell surface receptor protein tyrosine kinase signaling pathway; positive regulation of kinase activity. Gene Ontology annotation, cellular component: signaling receptor complex. The transcript is spliced from 4 exons. NCBI's taxonomy places the organism in Eukaryota, Metazoa, Annelida, Clitellata, Rhynchobdellida, Glossiphoniidae. The annotation marks the transcript as partial. The record is from RefSeq and is a predicted model, not a curated record. Gene Ontology annotation, molecular function: transmembrane receptor protein tyrosine kinase activity; ATP binding.
UUCUUCAUGGAGGCCCAGCUAAUGAAAGACUUCGACCACGAGAACAUAGUCAAACUGCUCGGCGUCUGCUCUAAAGACGAGCCAUACUUCGUCGUAAUGGAGUACAUGCUACACGGUGAUUUGAGGUCCUACCUGCUAUCCAGGAGACAUCUUGUCAGUGAGAGUAGCGACGAAUCUCUCGAUGUUAGCCCCCAGGCUAUCACCAAGAUGGCCAUGGAUGUGGCGCAGGGAUUGAACUAUCUCAUGAGCAUACCCUGCGUUCACAGAGAUCUGGCCUGUAGAAACUGCUUGGUUCACGAAUCUGGCCUCGUUAAGAUCGGCGACUUUGGUCUGACUGAGAAAAUGUUCAGUAGUUAUUACGUGAGAUGCAUCAGCAGAAAGUUUCCAAUAAGGUGGAUGGCGCCAGAGAGUCUGAAGGAUGGCGUCUUCUCGUCGGCGUCUGACAUCUGGAGUUACGGCAUUCUUGUCUAUGAGAUCUUCACGUUCGGAUCGAUCCCGUACCAGGACAAGACGAAUGAGGAGGUGGUCAGACAUGUGAAGGAUGGACACACCAUGCAACUGCCCGAUGCGUGCCCUCAAGAUUUGAAAGACUUCUGCAAAAGUUGUUGGGAGUACGAUCCAGGGGACCGCCAAUCCAUCCAAAUAAUCAUCGACAGUCUGGAG